UCCCAAUGAAGACUUGGCCACUGGAGUGGAGACGCACAACGAUUAGUCGGUUUUUAACAAUGUGUUCAACGAGUCAAAAACGGAGAGUGUUUUAAUUUUGUUCUGUAAUAGGCGAAGCGCAUACCUGUUCAUAAAACAGUCGAAGUAGCUUCCAUUUUUCAGCGUUUUUGUGUGCAGCCUUUCAAUACAACUACAGAGCUCACCCGUGAGCGGUUUGUACUUUUGGACGUUUUACUUCUACUACUCUCACCAUGGAGUACACCUCUUCCCCGAAGCCACAGCUCUCCUCCAGGGCAAACGCGUUCUCGAUAGCCGCUCUCAUGUCAAGUGGAAAAACGAAGGACAAGGAAACCGAUGAAAACACCAUCAAGCCACUUGAACAAUUCGUGGAGAAGUCCUCCUGUAACCAGGGUUUGGGAGAGCUGGCUUCUCUAGAUGCUCACGGAGAUUUCAGCGGGAGCGCGCCUGCAGUGUGCACGGAGCCGCUCAUCCCCACCACCCCCAGUGUGCCCAGCGAGGAAAUGGCCAAAAUCUCCUGCAGUUUAGAGACCAAGGAACUCUGGGACAAAUUCCAUGAUCUCGGCACCGAGAUGAUCAUCACAAAAUCCGGAAGAAGAAUGUUCCCCACCAUCCGUGUGUCCUUCUCCGGGGUGGACCCGGACGCCAAAUACAUCGUGCUGAUGGACAUUGUUCUCGACAACAAACGCUACCGAUACGCCUACCACAGGUCGUCCUGGCUCGUGGCGGGCAAGGCGGACCCUCCUCUGCCUGCACGGUUAUACGUGCACCCUGACUCUCCUUUCACUGGGGAACAGCUGCUCAAACAAAUGGUUUCUUUCGAGAAAGUAAAGCUCACCAACAACGAACUGGACCAACAUGGACACAUCAUUCUAAACUCCAUGCAUAAGUACCAGCCGCGGGUCCACAUUAUCAAGAAGAAAGACCACACCGCCUCCCUUCUCAACCUUAAGUCAGAGGAGUUCCGCACCUUCGUCUUCACAGAGACUGUCUUUACGGCGGUCACAGCCUACCAGAACCAGCUGAUAACCAAGCUGAAGAUCGACAGCAACCCGUUUGCGAAAGGCUUCCGAGACUCCUCCCGACUGACGGACAUGGAGAGGUUACUGCAAAGACAUGAUAUAUCUUGGUGAGUUGUU
This is a messenger RNA of Coregonus clupeaformis (lake whitefish), 1157 nucleotides long. Its product is annotated as T-box transcription factor TBX20-like. Lineage: Eukaryota; Metazoa; Chordata; Actinopteri; Salmoniformes; Salmonidae. Gene Ontology annotation, cellular component: nucleus. Gene Ontology annotation, biological process: cell fate specification; positive regulation of DNA-templated transcription; vasculogenesis. Gene Ontology annotation, molecular function: DNA-binding transcription factor activity, RNA polymerase II-specific; RNA polymerase II cis-regulatory region sequence-specific DNA binding. The record is from RefSeq and is a predicted model, not a curated record.